Messenger RNA from Cyprinodon tularosa, 908 nucleotides. RefSeq names its product protein tyrosine phosphatase mitochondrial 1 (gene ptpmt1). Gene Ontology annotation, biological process: protein dephosphorylation. The coding region runs from base 110 to 658 and encodes 182 amino acids. The transcript has 4 exons. NCBI's taxonomy places the organism in Eukaryota, Metazoa, Chordata, Actinopteri, Cyprinodontiformes, Cyprinodontidae. Gene Ontology annotation, molecular function: protein tyrosine/serine/threonine phosphatase activity; phosphatidylglycerophosphatase activity; phosphatidylinositol-4,5-bisphosphate 5-phosphatase activity. The record is from RefSeq and is a predicted model, not a curated record.
UACCUACACCGCCUAUAGUUUAGGCAGGCAGUCACAACCAGAGUUUAUUGGCUAGCAAUGCAGAGUUGACUGUGCUUGGAAGCUGUUUGGUAUUUUUCAGAGCUCCACCAUGUCCGGGGCGCUAGCCAGGCUGCUCUUCUAUCCGACUUUAGCUUACAAUGUUGUCAUGGAGAAGAUGUCCUCCAGGAGGUGGUUCGACCGAGUGGACGAGACGGUCAUCCUGGGAGCGCUGCCAUUCAAGUCCAUGACCAAACAGCUGGUGGAAACUGAGAAUGUUCGGGGAGUCGUAACCAUGAAUGAAAUGUAUGAAACCAAAUACUUUUGCAACUCUUCUGAGGAGUGGCGUGCUGCAGGUGUGGAGCAGCUUAGGCUAAGCACUGUGGACCUGACUGGAGUCCCCACUCUGGAGAACCUUCACCGGGGAGUGGAGUUUGCUCUGCAGCAUAGACAGCGAGGAACAAGUGUAUAUGUCCACUGCAAGGCGGGCCGUUGUCGCAGUGCCACACUGGUAGCUGCUUACCUGAUACGGCUGCACUGCUGGACUCCAGAAGAGGCAUGUCAGCGGCUGUCGUCCAUCAGGCCGCAUAUCUUGGUACGCUCAGCUCAGCUGGAGAUGCUUAGGAAGUAUUACCAAAAAGUUUGUGAGCUUUCCACCUGAGAGACUGGGUCAGCAGUGGGUUACGCCUCAACAUUCAAGCUGAAAACUGGACUGGAUAAAAAUGUUGACUUGUUUGGUUUUAUUUUGUUAUGUUUUUUUGUGUGUUUUUAAUGGAAGUAGCUUUUUUAAUUGGCUUGAACAAUGAUGUUUGUGACUUCUUCUAUGAUUCACUACUUGGUGUAAAUAAAUGUUUAAACUAAAUCUUUAUAGAGUCCAAAAAGAAAAUAAACAAGUAACUUGCUGCAUCAGA